Daucus carota subsp. sativus is the source of this 922-nucleotide messenger RNA. Its product is annotated as auxin-induced protein IAA6. Gene Ontology annotation, cellular component: nucleus. Gene Ontology annotation, molecular function: protein binding. The transcript is spliced from 3 exons. Gene Ontology annotation, biological process: regulation of DNA-templated transcription. Lineage: Eukaryota; Viridiplantae; Streptophyta; Magnoliopsida; Apiales; Apiaceae. The record is from RefSeq and is a predicted model, not a curated record. The coding region runs from base 201 to 770 and encodes 189 amino acids.
GACCUAACGACCACUUUGCCCCUCUUGACCUGUCUUUGCUUCCACGUCUCAUAUAUAAAAUGCUAGCUACCUAGCUUAAGCUCCCACUCAUUUUCUACCAAAAACCUAAAAUCCUCCGUAUCACUCUGAUCCCUAUAAAUCGGGUACGUAAACUGAUAAACUCUGGUUCCUGUAAAUCGGGUACGUUAACAGUCUGGAAAAUGGGAACUCCGGGCCUAGGGCUGGAGAUAACGGAGCUGAGGCUGGGACUUCCAUGCAUGGGGGGCAAAAGCAAGGCGGCUGAGAAAAAGAGAGCGUUUUGGGAGAUUGAUGGAGAAGAAGAUGGAUCUAGUAGUACUACUACCGAAGAAAAAACGCAGAAGGUUGAGAGUGGUGGUAAAGGGAGUGGUAAUCAAGUUGUUGUUGGGUGGCCACCGGUGUGUUCUUAUAGAAGGAAGAACAGUUUCAAUGGCCGCGAGAAAGGCUCGAAGACGUACGUGAAAGUGAGCAUGGACGGGGCGCCUAUACUGCGUAAGAUCGAUUUGGGGCCUUUUGGGGAGUAUUCUGAGCUGACCAGGGCUCUUCAGAAGCUCUUCCACAGCUUUGACCACAGUGAGGCUGGUGAGAAAUUGAAGGAUGCUGAGAAUAAUGAAUACGUUACUAUUUAUGAAGACAAAGAUGGGGACUGGAUGCUUGUCGGGGAUGUUCCCUGGGAGAUGUUUACCGAAUCAUGCAAGAGAUUAAGGAUUAUGAAGAAUGCCGACGCUAAGGGCAUUGGACUCCAUGUUUAGAGCUUCUGAAGCGAACCAUGGGGGUUUUGCAUCAGUUAAUUAAUUUUGUUUUAUUGAUAUAUGUAAUGCUUAAUCAACAAUACUCAAGUAUUCUACAGAUUUUUUUUUUGUUUGAUUGCAAACUUGACCAAUAUCACAAUUAAGUUGUUGUA